Myxozyma melibiosi is the source of this 3423-nucleotide messenger RNA. RefSeq lists its product as uncharacterized. NCBI's taxonomy places the organism in Eukaryota, Fungi, Ascomycota, Lipomycetes, Lipomycetales, Lipomycetaceae. Gene Ontology annotation, biological process: mitochondrial fusion. The record is from RefSeq and is a predicted model, not a curated record. Gene Ontology annotation, molecular function: GTPase activity; microtubule binding; GTP binding. Bases 178 to 2967 code for a protein of 929 amino acids. The transcript is spliced from 3 exons. Gene Ontology annotation, cellular component: microtubule; cytoplasm; membrane.
AUUCGAUAUUCGAUUCUCUUGAGGACAAGUUACAGGAGGUUUUUGGCUACUGAUAUACGGCAGGGGCUAUAUAUCUGUUACACUGGUUUCUUAUAUCUGCUGUAUUUCUACUGCGGCCUGAGAACUUGGACGUUCUCGCAAAGCCCCAGAGUAAUCACCAGCACUUGACGAUUAACGAUGUCACGUCCUAUGCGCUACGCGGCAUCUCAAAUGCAGCGACCGUCGUCUAGCCUUCUACAUUACUCCACAAGACGAGCUGCGCGUCCUUUCCUUUACAGUCAGACUAGACCCCGCCCCUAUGGAGGUUUCGAGAGCAGCAACUACCGGCGGAUCGCCGCCAUGACAUCAGGAGCGCGCGGAUUCUCUCUGUUUCCAGGGAAGAUCAUAGCGAAAAUGAUUCGCGUUCCUGCCGCUGCUGGUGGUGCCGUGGUUGCUGGGUUAGCAUACGUGAACUAUCAGGUUCAAGAAGCUGCCGGUUACACACAGAAGCAGAUCGACGCCGCCGCAGAGUGGAUCUCGGGAACAGCGAACAAUGUCAAAGAAGGGCUGGAAGGACUAUCAACUCCUGAGUGGUUCAACUCUCUUUUCAGCAGUGGGACCGAGGGAUCCUCAAAGUCAGCAUCAGAAGGAUCAGCUGAGGGAGCGAGAUCAGAUGGCAACUCUGGUGAAGAACCCAGCGGCGGCAGUGAAGGUGGGGGAGGUGGCGAGGAUACGGCCUUAGCAGCUGCUGGUACUGCUGCCGCGGUUUCGUCUAUGGGUGAUAGCACAGAUACCGACGAACGGAUAGCAGCUUCGACAUCUCAGAUGAUGCUCUUGACAAAGAAAAUGAUUGAGAUCCGCGGCAUUCUGCAAGAGAUCGCCAGUAGCGGCGCCGGAAGUUCGUCCUUGACCCGCUUACAGCUACCGUCUAUAGUUGUCAUCGGAUCGCAGAGCUCAGGAAAGUCUUCGGUUCUUGAGGCGAUCGUCGGACACGAAUUCUUACCAAAGGGCAACAACAUGGUGACCAGACGACCAAUUGAGCUCACACUUGUCAACUCGCCGGAUGCUGCUGCUGAAUACGGUGAAUUUCCAGCUCUGAAACUAGGAAAGAUCACCGACUUUAGCCAGAUUCAGCGAACCCUGACAGAUCUGAAUCUUGCGAUUCCUGACUCUGAGGCAGUCUCAUCUGAUCCUAUCCGACUCAAUAUCUAUUCACCUCACAUUCCAGAUUUGACGUUAAUUGAUCUGCCAGGAUAUAUUCAACUUGCUGCGGCAGAUCAACCGGAGAGUUUGAAAUCAAAGAUCUCUGCUCUGUGUGACAAGUACAUUGCAGCGCCGAAUAUUAUUCUCGCCAUUUCGGCAGCGGACGUUGAUCUUGCAAACUCGACCGCCUUGCGCGCCUCCCGUCGGGUCGAUCCCAGAGGUGAACGAACGAUCGGCGUCAUCACAAAAAUGGACUUGGUGGAUCCUAAGCGGGCACUUGAGAUUUUGCAAAAUAUAAAUUAUCCGUUGCAGAUGGGUUAUGUUGGAGUGAUUAGUCGCAUACCAACAUCGAGACCAUCGAACGGUCUGUUAUUCCGUUUGGGAAGCGGACGCGAAAGCACAGAUAUCGGUGCCGUGAUUGCUAGAAACGAGGAGGGCUAUUUCGAGAGUCAUCCCGAAUUCUCGCGAUUGCUGGAACAGAGCUCUACAUCCUUAUUAGCACCUGCUAGCACACUGGACAAAGAACAGCCGGCGUCUUUGGGAGUGAUCAAUCUGAGAAACAAGCUCAUGCGGACGCUUGAAAAGACGAUGGCGAAGAACCUGCAGCCGACAUGUGACGCCAUACACCAGGAGCUGGAAGAGACAGUAUACCAGUUCAAGGUCGAAUACAACGACCGGCCUCUCACUGCGGAAUCCUAUCUAGCGCAGUCUCUUGAUGCGUUCAAGUUGAGCUUCAAAGAGUUUGCCAGCAAAUUUGGAAGGGAACAGGUCAAGGCGCUGUUGAGGAGUGAGCUAGAUCAGCGGGUACUAGACCUGCUAGCACAGCGGUAUUGGAAUCGACUGGAGGAGUCGAAGGCGGUUGGUGAGCCUAGUACUGCCGGAUCGAUAAUCCGUGCGGUUUCAGAUCUGCCAAACGCGGGGAACAACGAUGUGUACUGGCUCAGACAGCUUGACGCAUGUGUCUCUAGCUUGACAAAGUCUGGCGUAGGACGAACAUCGACCACGCUUGUCUCCAAUGCUCUAUCGGGAGAGAUGGAACAUUUGCUCAACAGCGGAUCAUUCAAGAGCCACCCAUUUGUGAAGACAGUGAUCCAAGAUGCCACCAACGAGAUUCUGAACUCGCGGUUCUAUUCGACUGCCGAUCAAGUUGAAAACUGCAUAAAGCCGUACAAGUACGAGGUCGAAGUCGAGGACCGGGAAUGGAGCAGGAGCCGAGAGCAUGCGUUUGCGCUGCUGAAGGAGGAACUGAGGCAAUGCGAGCAUGCUUACGGUGCACUCCAGAAGAGCGUUGGAGGAAAUAAGAAGCUUAUGCAGGUCGAGUCCUUUGUGGAGAAGCAUAUGAAGGGUCAAGCUAAGGUUGAGGAGGCAAACGAAGUAUACGGGUUCAGCCAGGCUCUGCUGGAGAAAGGUCGCGAAGGUCUAUUCUUGAGCAAGCGUGCAGACAUAUUACGUUUGCGUAUGCAGGCUUUAAAGUCCAAGCAGUGCAGGUCGAAGGAAAACAAAUACUACUGCCCAGAGAUUUUUCUUGACGUGGUUGCCGACAAGCUGACGCAAACGGCGGUCUUGUUUCUGAACGUCGAGCUGCUCUCCGACUUUUACUAUCACCUUCCACGGGAACUCGAUUCGCGGGUAGGACACGGGUUGAGCGCUACACAGAUCGAGCAAUUCGCCCGAGAGGACUUGAAAGUGCGGAGGCACUUGGAGUUACAGGAGAAGAAGCAGAAGCUCGAGUUGGCGUCAGAGAAGAUCGAGGGCGUGAUUGCGAUGCAGAAGACGCGUCAUUGAACGGCGAGUCAUCAUUCGUUUAGCCACAGAUGCUGCAGUUGACAGGAAUGAUUUAUAUGCUGUCUGAUUUUAUUUGUCAGAUUGAAAUACAACUCCAAUUAUCUAUGACGGGGUUUCCCUCGAUGUCUUACUAAAGCAAAAGCCGAGGAAAGUAGCAGUAGACGAGUCCAGAAUGGGGUAAGCUGGGGAUGAUAGAGUUUAGCGUUUAAACUAUUAAUUCCAGAAUUAGUCAUUUACUGUUAUCUUCGACAACGAGCGCCGACUUUUGACGAUGAAUGCAAGCAAAGAAGUCUGAGAAGAAGAGCAUACAGCUGUCAGCAGAUUAGACAGCUGUCUGUUGCGUAUCAAAAGACACGGCCUCGGUACAAUCAGUCGUCACCUGCUAAGCAGCCGCGCGUGAAAACAGGACGCGUGGGCAAAGUAAAUAAACCAGCGCAGUGCUUAGUUAUCAAUAAA